AUGAUUUGGUACCAAUCUACGAAGUUCCGUCGAAGAUGAAGAUUCCAGCGAUACUUGUGACGUCCCUCAUUACUUGGGGACUAGCUAGCGGGGACCAUUUUGGGUCAAAAUCGGGAGCUUCCGCAUCCGCAUCUGCAUCUGCUAGUGCCAAAGCAGAUAGUAAGGAUAUGCGGAUAUUAGUACCUCUACUGAAGAAGGGUGAACAUCAUAAGGAUAUGAAAAUCGACAAGUCAGUUUUCAAUAUUAACAAAGUAGUGUUGGGUGCAGUCGGUAAGAUAAACGGUGCUCCCAAACUUGGCCUAGGUUGGAAAGAGGUCAGCAUUGGCUUAGAAAAUGCCAAAGCCAGUGCCAACGCAGCUGCGGAGACAUUAGCAUCUAUUAAAAAAACAACUUCUUAUUAUGAUCAAGCUUAUAUGAAUAUAGCCAAAGUUGCAGCAGAAGCAUCCGCUAAGGCAUUAGCCAUCACCAAGAUGGCACUAGAAACCCAGAAAAUCGCGGAAGCUAAGGGUGAAGCGGCUUCUCAAGCUCUUGCCAAAGCAACUGUAUCAUCCAGAAGAGCCGAGGCGGCAGCCGCAGCUACAAAAGAUGCGGUCGAUCGUACUAUAGAGAAUGUAAAAGCGGCCAAUUCUGCGCAGACCUAUGCUAAUGGACAAGCUGAAAACGCCAAUCGCAAUGCAGCUGCUAUGUUAGCGACGUUGAUUCACAUGGAAGAAUCUGCGGCAAUGAAUAAUAAGGCUGCGACAGCGAGCACUGCCUCAGCUGCGGCUGCAUCUGCUCUUCACGCCAAGGCUAAUGCAGUCUUACAAACAGACGUCAAUGCCGCUAGCAUGGCGGCAAUGAGUGCUGAAGAAGCAGGAGCAGCACAGGCUUCCGCUUUGCGCAGCCAGCAAUUGGCAGCUGCUAUACUAGAAAAGGCCAGCGCCGAUCAACAGGCGGCUUCUGCUAAAGCUGACUAUGAUGCAUCUACUACUGAGGCUAGAGCUGCUGCUCAAGCAUCAGCUAUCAAUGCUCUUAGAGAUGGAAUAGUCGUUGGAUUGGGAAAUGACAAUGGCGCAUCGGCUCAAGAGAUUGCUCAGGCUAUCGCUCUUGCUCGCGCAGGACACAAUGAAUACAAGGGACACAAGGGACACAACGAAUACAAGGGACACAAGGGACACAAGGGAUAUGAAGGACAUAAAAUGUUUGUGAAGAAGGGCAUGUAUUUACAUGGGAUCGAAGAAGCCUCUGCUGAAGCUUCCGCUAGUGCCAGCGCCGAAGCAUCUUCGAGAAUAAUGAAGAAAAAAUGGUAGAAAAAGAGAUAGAGAAAACAGAAUCAACAAUUUUUUAGUCACUAAAGCGGAACAGACAAAUUUCGAGUAAUCAACAUUGUAUGUUACGUUGCAAUUACAUCGACAAGAAUAAAAAUUAACAAAAAGAUUGACGAAAUGUGUGCUACCAAGGGUAUUAAUAAAAAUUAAUUAUCUUAUCAGAUAUCUUGACUUGUUUUAACAGAAACCAUGCAUAUUAAAAUAAAUGUACAUUAACACAUAUUAAAAUAGACGUACAUUGUAUACAAAUAUACUUUUAACCUUUUGAAUACUGAAUAUUCCCGGCCGAAACGCUCUGUGUGAACGGUACGCUGUUCGCAGUUGCGAUUGCUGAGGACGGAAUACUUUUCCGCAUAAUAUGGACUCUGUUGAUUGAUUAUACAAAACGCAACUAAGUAAUAAUUGUAAUUCUUCAGUGCCAAAUUAAAUAAUGCAAG
This is a messenger RNA of Harpegnathos saltator (Jerdon's jumping ant), 1744 nucleotides long. RefSeq lists its product as hypothetical. Lineage: Eukaryota; Metazoa; Arthropoda; Insecta; Hymenoptera; Formicidae. The coding region runs from base 36 to 1289 and encodes 417 amino acids. The record is from RefSeq and is a predicted model, not a curated record. The transcript has a single exon.